Messenger RNA from Kickxella alabastrina, 687 nucleotides. RefSeq lists its product as uncharacterized. Bases 1 to 465 code for a protein of 154 amino acids. The transcript is spliced from 2 exons. NCBI's taxonomy places the organism in Eukaryota, Fungi, Kickxellomycota, Kickxellomycetes, Kickxellales, Kickxellaceae. The record is from RefSeq and is a predicted model, not a curated record.
AUGAGGUUUCUUGCAUCACUCGUCAGGUGGCAAAUUUUGUGUGCGUACUUGUUCUGGCUGACAGCACAGGUUGCAGACCAAGCUGGUCGCGUUCAAGGGCAACCGCGACUACUCGCGCAUCUGCUCGGGUUCGACCUGCCGCUGGACAGCGUGAAAAAGUGCGUACUGCAAGUGCCCGCGCCUAUUGAUAUUGCCGGCCCCGGGUACAGCUUGACGGCUUCAGUGACGGACGACUUUUGGGAUGAGGCGACGGUCAGCGGCUUUACGAAGAAAAUUGACGGCACGCCGGUUGGGUCGACUAACGUCACGGGCAGGGUGGCCAGCGAGAUUGAUGUCACUAGCGCGUGUGUGGGUGCAAAGAACCACAAGCUGAGCUUGUUUGUGGAUACAAGCUUCCCAUUGGUCGCCUUCAACUCGAUCCAGUCGGGCAACAGCGACGUGUUCAAGCUGGACUAUUCGUUUUAAGCAGCAGCACCGCCCUGAGUGGAGGGCUGCUGUGUUGUUUUUGUGGGCUUGAUUUCGACAAAUUUAAUCGUGCAUUGAUUUUUCGUUAUUGGCUCGUGAGGUGUGACGAUGCCAUAGUAUACCUGUUUCGAAAGUGAAUGGGGUCAUCGGAUGGCUUGUGCUUCUAUCCCGCCUUGGCCACACUUUUUCCUAUUCUUUUUGAAUUAUCUUUUCAUUUAUUAG